Molecule: messenger RNA, 2265 nt
Organism: Closterium sp. NIES-67
Lineage: Eukaryota; Viridiplantae; Streptophyta; Zygnematophyceae; Desmidiales; Closteriaceae
Source: the annotation of a GenBank genome assembly
UUGACACUAUCGCUACUCCCGACCCAGUCGACUUCGGGCAGAAUUGCUUCUGUUAGCCGACUUUCGUCACAUACUCGAGCACCUCGUGCCGCAUGCGCUAACAGAUCACUGCCACCCUGCUCUGACUGCUCUGACCGCUCUGACUGCUCAGACCGCUCUGAUUGCUCCGACUACUCCGACUGCUCCGACUGCUCCGAUUAACCAAGAUGCAACUCAAGUCCGAGGACGCGACACCUACUAGUGGCCCCCAAUCCCCGGUCGAGGAACCUGCAGUAGAGUUGGCUUUAUCUGAUCAGGCGACGCCUGACCUAGUUUUAUCAGGUAAUGCCACUGCUGAUAUGACUGUAUCAGAUCAAGCUACGGCUGAUAUGGCUACGUCUAGUCAACGUACUUCUAAAAUAGAUCCAUCUUAUAAUCCUACGGCUGGUAUAGUUGCAUCUGAUCAACCAGCGGCUGAUGCGGCCCUGGCUCAGCGACAUCACAGGAUCCAGCAGCACAAACCACUCGCCGAAGUCGCACCUUCCAGGGUAUCAGCAGCACAUACCGGAGCUAACCCUAGCCCACAACCCCCUCGCUCAUCCCUCCAGCUGCCGCCUAGUACACGUCGGCCGAGCAACGAGGCAGAAGGCUGCGCUCCGUCAGGCGAAACUGCAGCAGGACAUGACGGAACUCUUAGCGGGGGAGCUUAUAGCGAGGAAGCUAAUCGCGGGGCAAAUCCAGGCUCGGAACCCCUUCCGUCGUCGCCGCUCCGUGAGACCAAUCAAACCCCUCUGCAGGCGCCAACGCAUUGGUCGGACGCGGAGGUCCUACAACUCCUUAGGGCUCACGCGGAGCUCGACCCUGAGUUCGCCUCCGCACGCGGUAUAAGAGGCUUCAAUGAGCUCAGCGCCGUGCGCGGUAUAAGAGGCCCCAGUUACUACGGAGAGCUGCGUCACCUGUUGCUGCUGCGGCACCCCGGCUUCCGCCACUCGCAGGAAGCGAUCCGAGCCAAGAUCCUACGGCUGAAAGUGAACUACGAGAAGCUGCGAGACCAGCUUGAACGGCUGGAUUGGCUGGAUCGAUUCGGCAGCCCGGUAACGGAUCGGCUUCGGAUGGGUGGCCUUCAAAUGCCUCGGAUUCCCAAACAACUGCCCGAGUGGUUUCUGCUGCUGGAUCCUGUGAUGUCACGGAGCCAGGGCCGUACCUCCGCUCUCCUGCUGAACUCCGCCAGAGCUGCCAUUCCUGCUACAGCAGUUCGGACCACUCGUGCUACAGCAGCAGCAGCAACGGCACCGGCACAGUCAGCAGCCCCUGAACCAGCACGAGCUUCAGCAGCAGCAGCAGCACGUGGAAAUGACCGGCCGAUAGCAGGGCCUGUUGGAACAGCGGGCAGGCUGAUGUGUCAUGGGUCUCAUGAGUCUCAUGGGCGUGACGUGUCUAGUGGGCGGGCAGGAAGCAGAAGGGAGCAGAAUUUUGUAUUGCGUGGGAGGGAGAUGGAGUUCAGAGGAGAGUAUGUGCGUGCGCGUGCACCAGCUAGGGCGGGGCCUGAUGGUUUGUCGGGUGGGGGAAGGAAGCGGGGAUUCGAAUGGCGCGGGAGGGAGGUGAUGUCAAGGGAAGAGUAUGGGCGUGCCCAUUCGCCAGCUAGGGCAGAAGAUAUGAGGGGAGACAAUGGUAUGAGGGGAGGCAAUGUUACCGACGCAGAUGAUGUUACAAAAGUUGAUGAACCGAGUGCGGCAGUGUUGGAGGGCGUGUGUGCUGAUUUCGAGGAUGUCAUGCAGGACUGGGCUGGAAAUGUUUGCGCCGAAUUUGAGGAGUCCGUUGUGGAGUUUGCCGAGUCGGCUUGCUUCCGCUUCAAAAGGCUUACCGAGGAUUUCGCCGAGUCGUGGAAGGCGGGCAGAGGAACCAAGAGAUACCGGAUGUAGCGAGUGGGUGAGAUGGCAGGAAUAGUGAUACAGAGGAAUUUGAAGUACUCACAGAUUCUGGAGGGCGGGCGGGCAGGUUACCAAGAGGUACCGGAUGCAGUGAGUGGGCGAGAGUAGCGAGAAAAGUUGCACUAGGAAGGGAGAAGGGGGGAAACCAGUACAAGGUGUUGUACUCCCUAAGAGCUGACCUAGCUAGGAUACACAAACACAUACCGUAAAUGCCGGGUAGAAGACCUGGGCGAAUAGAAGACCCUAGGGUCCAUUAUCCGGGUGUUUUCUUAUAAACGGGUACUCUGUUUAUAAGACAUAGAUUUUCGAUAGGUAUGGCACAAGACCCACCUUGGGUCUUGUAAUCAGGAAAUUU